CAGACCCUUUUGCGAGACUAGAUUUUGCUUGAAAGAUAGCCGGUAUGUCUGAGACCAUAGAUAUCUAUGCCAAGACUGAGACUACUAAAAUUGAGCAACAAGUACAGCAGAAUUGUACACAAGAGCCUGUUGUUACCCCAGCCCUUAAAGGAUGGAUAGACGCUAAAGUUAUACAGCCAGUGUCUGUGGUGCAGGAAAAAGUAGAUGAGAUUAAAAAAACUGGAGACAUUGAUGGAUUAAGCAAAGUUCAGAUUGAGUUAAAUAAAGUAAAGGAAGAAUGUCAACGUCUAAAUGAAAGAAGUGAGACACAUAAAGAGGAGCUAAAACGCCAACACGAAGCAGAUCAUGCUCAUUUCAUUGUUGAAAUUGCUUUGCGUGGUGCUAGAAGUGAGUUUCAAAUAAAUGAAGUCCUCAAGAGGCUUGAUGUCUUGGAAAGUGAAAAAGAAAGAGAAGAGAGAGUAAUAAAAAGAAAAAAUCCAGUGCCAAUCACCAACAGACCUAUCUCAAAAAAUGAUUACAAUGACAGGUCAAGAUUGGAUAGUGGAGUUAGCCUGAACAGUGUUAACAGUGUUAAUAUAUAAUGAAUAUAUGCCUUUUGAUUUUUCUGCUGUAUAAUUAUGCAUUCUUCAUUUUUGUCUUCUACAAAAUCA
Molecule: messenger RNA, 650 nt
Organism: Amphimedon queenslandica
Lineage: Eukaryota; Metazoa; Porifera; Demospongiae; Haplosclerida; Niphatidae
Exons: 2
Coding region: 45-581 (178 amino acids)
Source: RefSeq, a predicted model, not a curated record